Messenger RNA from Cyphomyrmex costatus, 2346 nucleotides. RefSeq names its product RNA-directed DNA polymerase from mobile element jockey-like. The record is from RefSeq and is a predicted model, not a curated record. NCBI's taxonomy places the organism in Eukaryota, Metazoa, Arthropoda, Insecta, Hymenoptera, Formicidae. The transcript has 3 exons. Gene Ontology annotation, molecular function: nucleic acid binding; RNA-DNA hybrid ribonuclease activity. The coding region runs from base 1 to 2346 and encodes 781 amino acids.
AUGACGAGGGUCUGGUCACUCAUCAGAAGCUUCAAACGUGUCAAAACUAACUCUACCGCUAAUCACCUCGAACUUCAGAAAAGCUCUUACGAGGCGAUUUCCAAGCUGUGUCCCCCCUCCUGUUUUCCCAACUGUACCAAGUCUAUAGAGAAGAUGCUCCUUGAAGAUGCACAAAGCCCGAACACCUUCUCUCUUUUAAAUGAACCUUUCACCCUCAAAGACCUUGAUAGAGCGUUAUCUUCGGUCCGGAAGAAAUCUUCCCCAGGACUUGAUCAGAUUGACUAUGAGAUCAUUCUCAGUCUAUCCUCUGACCUCUUGAAGCACCUUCUAGAAAUUUAUAAUGAUAUAUUUACCCUUGGAGUUCUUCCGUCUACAUGGAUCAAUUCGCUCGUGGUUCUCAUCCCCAAGCCGGGAGUUACAUCGGUUAGACCGAUCUCUCUAAUUCCUUGCCUCGCCAAGAUCAUGGAACGGUUAAUAUAUUAUAGGGUAAUUUGGUAUAUUGAAUCGCGUCCAGUACUCCCUCAAAUUCAAUCGGAGUUUAGACCCUUUAGAUCUUGCGCAGAUAACUUGGCCUCGCUUACGACCAAAAUUUAUACUGGAUUCUUGAGUCGCUCUCCUACGGUUGCAGUCUUCAUUGACAUCGCCGGAGCGUUUGAUAAUGUUAUACCACACAUGCUUGUUAACGACCUUCUCGACAUAGAGGUACCUGCAUUUGUCAGAAAAUUUGUAGAGAACUUUAUUAGUAAGCGAUCCUUGAAUUUCAUUGUCGAUGGCGAACUUCUGGGCCCCUUCGAUUCUUUUAAGGGGACACUACAAGGCUCUACCCUCAGUCCGUUGCUUUUUAACAUCUAUCUCAAGGAUAUGGCCUCUCAUGUACAUGAAAAAGUUAGCUUACUGCAGUAUGCCGAUGAUGCGGUUAUAUUUACUACCUUAAGUAACGUCUCUGACGCUAUUAAAUACAUUCAAGAGUCUCUGAAUAACAUUUACGCCUAUCUGAGAAAUAGAGGACUAGACAACUCUCCAUCGAAAUCCAAGUGGAUGAUCUUCUCACGGAAUGUGAACAUUCUUUCUCCUCCUCCACUGCUGAUAAAUGAUCAAGAGAUUCCCAGAGUGAACUCACAUCGCUUCCUCGGGGUCAUCUUAGACCAUAAGUUGAAUGGCAAUCUUCAUCUUAAGUACCUCACUGAGAAGGGGAAAAAUAUUGUUAACAUCAUCACGGCGCUCGCAGGUGUCUCCUGGGGUUCUCACCCUAGCAUAUUACUUACCGUUUACCGCUCCAUCUUGGGUAGUGCAAUUGAAUAUGGGGCUCAAUUUUUCAACUGGGCUACGGAAUCUGCGGCUUUUGUUAAGCUUCUAAGAAUCCAAUACAAGGCGGUCAGGAGGGCUAUGGGAUACCGCAUUUCUACUCCCAUAAACACCAUGUUAGGCGAGGCGAGAAUUCCACCUCUACAUCUGAGAUUCAAUCUUUCCAUUACCAAACACAUCUACAAAUCAAUGGCUAACAAGUUCAGCGAAACGUACGCUGCAUUGAUUCAAAUGGAGCUGAUUGCUACUCGUAAGAACCGCAGAAUUGAGGCUAUCCGAGAUUCUCCUCUAUUUAAGAUAUACGUCACAGUUAGACACAACUCAAUCACCUUCUACACAGAUGGCUCCAAAGAGGCUGAUUGCUCGGUUGGCGCGGGAGUAUUCUCCCCGGAAUUAAACAUCCAAAUAGCUCAUAAACUCCCUGCGGAAACAUCGAUCUUUUCUGCAGAACUCUGGGCCAUUUAUCAGGCAGUUGUACUCGCGUUGGAUGCUGACCACAGUCGUAUCACCGUCUUCAGCGAUUCCAAGAGUGCCAUAGAGGCGAUUUGUGAUGAUAAACAUUACCAGAGGAACUAUAUUAUAUAUCGCGUCAAGCAGACUAUUCUUAGGGCAGCCAAAGUUCAGAUAUCUGUUACUCUUUUCUGGGUUCCCUCCCAUAAAGGAAUCCCAGGAAAUGAAACAGCCGACAGUAUAGCCAAAAAUGCUGCAACCAACGGAGUUUCCGCUAAUUUCAAAAUUUCUCAUGAAGACUUCUUCAGUGAGGCAAGGGAAGUUGCAAAGCACCGAUUUAACAGCUAUCUCAAGACCAGGGCUCAAUCCAAGGGCACUCUUCACUUUGAGCGCUACCCUCUGACUUCUAAGAAGACCUGGUUUCACGAAUACUCGCUUACGAGGGAAAAAGUUCACAGUAGUGGGGAUAGCUUCGCCAGCGAAGCACCCAUGAAAAGGAUUUCAGCAAAGAACGAAGAACGCUGGCUUCGUUUACGGCGGAGUGGGGGAUCAUCGCCAGCGAAGCUUCGCUGUAUGAAAUUGUACCUUUAG